GCAUUAGGUGUGCCGGUGACAAUAAAGUUGUAGCCUGUAAUCACAUGAUGGGAACACUCGCCGUCAACUGCGUUUGUCCAACUAACUACACUUGGACAGGGAGCAAGUGCGCGCUAACUCAUUGCGAAGCUGUGAACCAGUCAACAGCCAGUUACAUUGAGAGAAGUCCUGUUGGUCACAUUAUCACGGUGAAGUGUCGCAAUGGAUACAGCAACAAACUCGGACCAGUCACAGCUAAAUGUCGGCCCCAAGGAAAUUGGAGUGAACUUCCACAUUGUCAGGACAUCAACGAGUGUGAACUGGAAAAGAAAGUUUGUGUAGACAAUUGCAUCAACUACACACCCGGUUUUACCUGCACGUGUCUAAAUGGUACCUUUGGUUGCUUUGCGCAGAUAUCAGGACAAAUGUCAGAUGCUACACAAGGCAUCACUAUAGAAAUAUUCAUUGGAAGCUUGGCAGCAAGCAUGCUACUCGGUGCACUCAUUAUGUUCCUGUUCGCACAGUUUGUACAGCGAAAGCGUCGCUCAACACAACAGGACACUAACAGAACGGAGAUAGUUACCGAGAGUACAACACGUGCCACACCUAACAUGGCGUAUGAAGAUGCAGAGAUAUUGGAGAGAACGCUCACAAGCAGGGAAGCAUACGGAGUCGCGGGGACUGCAGACCCGAACAAUUAUGAGUUUGUAAGGCCUUGAAGCUUACAUGUAAGGGAGCUCAUUCCACUGUUCAACACUUUUGCUCUCAACAUUCACACGCCAUCGCAGUUUGUCACCGCACCACCCUCUGCUUCCUUGUGUUUAAUGAAACUGUUUUCACUUUAAUACAUCGCGUCGUCCAAACGUCUCACUGCCGGGAUUUCAUGCCACCAUAUUACUCGUAUUUCCUUGUGAGCUAAAUCAUGUAAACCGCGUGUGAAUUACUUGCAUAAUCUGGGCUUCGAAGGUUGCGAACCCAAACGUUCAGUGUGUCUUCGGAUGUGCAUAUAAUUGUACCCGGAAUAAUAUCCCGCUAGUUCGCUUUGUUUUUAAUUCAUCAUUGAACAGUUUGACCCCUCUUCCAGUGAAUUAUGACUGGUUCGAGCAUGAUAUGCCUACUCGAAAUCAAUUACCAUUGCCUGCUCUUCGUUUGUGCUAACUUCUUAACUCGCCUGUGUUUAUGGCAUUUUGGGCCUUGGGCUUGCCCUUUGCUGAGACACUUUUCGCUUUCAAGAACGCUCCUCGAAAAGUAAUGCUCUUUAACGCCCCAGUCUGUACCAAUAUGUAUCAUUCUUCUUCUUCUGUUUAACUCUUUUUGCAUUUAUGCUCUCGGUCCAUGUUUGAAUCGACCCUCACUUUCUUGUUUUGGCUCUUUUCAUUCUAAUCAUGCCUUUAAGUCCAGACUGUAGCUAAAUUUCAAAAAAUUUCCUUGCGAGUUUCCAGUACCUCCAUUUCCAUUUCAUACGU
Sycon ciliatum is the source of this 1445-nucleotide messenger RNA. RefSeq lists its product as uncharacterized. The transcript is spliced from 4 exons. Bases 45 to 698 code for a protein of 217 amino acids. Lineage: Eukaryota; Metazoa; Porifera; Calcarea; Leucosolenida; Sycettidae. The record is from RefSeq and is a predicted model, not a curated record. Gene Ontology annotation, molecular function: calcium ion binding.